AUGGACGCGUCGGCGGCAGAGGGCGGCGACGGGCCCGGCAGCUGCAGCGGCCAUGAGAGGCGGGCCAAAAAGCGCCUCAUCGUGUGCUGCGACGGCACGUGGAUGAACAGCGCGUAUGGGUACGUCAAGCCGGGCCUGCUCAACGGCCGGGGCGGGCUGCAGGUGCCGUCCAACGUGACGCGCAUCUCGCGCUGCUUCAAGCGCCGGUGCAGCGACGGCACGCUGCAGAUCAUCAGCUACGGGUCGGGCGUCGGCAGCGGGAGCAAUGCGCUCGACAGCAUCACGGGGGGUGCGUUUGGCGUCGGGCUGGCCGAGCGCGUUCGCGAGGCCUACUCGUACCUGUGCGCCCACUACCGUGAAGGCGACGACAUCCUCCUCGUCGGCUUCUCGCGCAGCGCCUUCACCGCCCGCUCCGUGGCCGGCCUCAUAUCCAACCUGGGCCUGCUGACGCGUGAGGGCGUCGAGCACUUCUGCCCCAUCUUCAAGGACAUGCAGAACUGGCUGGAGGACGACUACCGCGACCCCUUUCCCAAAGUGCCCUUUCCGCAGAAGCCAAAGGGGCCCCAGGCGGCCGCCGUCUACCGCGCCCGGCUGGCCGAGAUGGGCCACACGCGCAUCCACCAGCAGAGCGGCCGCCUCAUCACCGUAAAGGCCGCACUCGCCCUCGACGAGACGCGUGCGCCCUUUAGCCCUGCCGUGUGGGAGCGGCCGCAAGAGGCCGGGCUCAGCACCAAGCUGAGGCAGGUCUGGUUUCCGGGAAACCAUGGUAAUUGCGGUGGCGGCUGGAAAGACCAGGGGCUUGCCAACUGCACCCUGGCUUGGAUGAUGGAUCAAAUGGCCAGCGUCGGAGUCGAGUUUGACAUACAGUCGCUGGACCGAGUCAUCAAGCAAUCCUCAGACCUCUACCACCACGUGCCAGAGAAUGCCUUCAAGUUAGAUUGCAUAUUAGGCUCCCGAAAACAACCGAGGUGGGCCGUCGACUGCAUCUACGAGGAGAACUGGCCGGAGCGCCCGUGGGGCCUCGGAGCCAUGCGCAAGGUCUCGAGCGUCAUCUUCAAGCUCUCGGGCGAGACGACGCGGACGCCGGGCUUGUACAGACAAAUCGACCCCCGAACCAAGGUCGACAAGAGGGGCUUCCUGCAGGACACCAACGAGAGCGUGCACAGCUCGGUCCGGACGCGGCUCGCGUGCGAGGGCCUCGGGCUCAACGACAAGGCGAGCUGGACCUGUCCGGCGCUAUCCGGCUGGCGGCUCCGGCGGGGAGGUGAGCGCGACUGCGACGGGGAGGCGUUGGAGGGGCGAUGGGUGUGGAGUUUCGCCAGGGGCGAGACGGAUGGGCCUGCGGAUCCGGGCCAGAGAACCAUGCGGGAGGAGCCGCUCGGGCGGUACGAGAGACAUCUGCUGAAAGAGUCGGGAGGGACGCCAAAUGUGUACGACUAUGCGCGGAGGCGGGCGAGUUGGAGCAAGAAUGGGGGCUUUGGCGUGGGCGUGAUGAUGCUGAUGAUGAGAGAGUGA
Molecule: messenger RNA, 1515 nt
Organism: Hirsutella rhossiliensis
Lineage: Eukaryota; Fungi; Ascomycota; Sordariomycetes; Hypocreales; Ophiocordycipitaceae
Product: alpha/beta hydrolase domain-containing protein
Exons: 5
Coding region: 1-1515 (504 amino acids)
Source: RefSeq, a predicted model, not a curated record